UGUUAGAACAUUAUUAUUAUUAUUAUAUAUUUAAUAUUAUUACAUGUUAUUGUCAUCACUGUCUGAGGACAAAGUCGAGUCAUUAUAUCAAAUAAACAUAAAAAAAAAAACACACACAAAUAUACUUCUUAACCGUACUUAGUUAUAGUAAUAAACUUCAAGUUCACAAUACAUAUAGGUAAUAUUGAAAAAAAAAAACAGCCAUAAACCCUACCGACGGGCGACGACGAGCAUAGCAGAUUUCGAUGUCGUCCUAACGCGGUUUGCUGGUUGUUUGUUGCCAAUCGUGGCCCCCUGUCUCGGAUUUCCUUCAUUGAUGGGCCAGGGUGUCGAUUCGUCGUAGUGCAGACACCGAGAGUCUCGCCUUCGACCAGCCAAGGCCCGACUCCGUCGUUCUAUCGCCGCCAUCUAGCCAACAAGCCCUGACAGGAUGGAGCAGAUUUUCGGCAAGGAAAGCAACGAGGCCGAGAGCAAAAACAUCAACGUCCAGAGCGUCGUCGAUCGUCUCUUACACAUGUUGACCGCAGAUCGCGACGAAAAAGUUCUGAGCGCUGUCACAUUGUCUCUGCAAAAGUUGGCCGAAACGCAUUCCAAACAUGUGAUCCAAAACAUGAUACACUACAAACUGCAAAACUCGUUGAGCGUUGUCGAGACUAAAUCACUGUUAUCGGUAAUGAAAGUCGUAUGCGAAAAGCACCUGAACGAAUUUGAUGCCGAGCUUACAAACCAUCUAGUUCAGUUUGCCAAAAAUGAAAUGAUCCGGUCGUCGGACUCUCAGUUCCGGGCGUCUGAUAUCCUCAUUAUAUUAGGACGUGGUCGUUCUGAACAAAUUAUUCAAACCCUCAUGUCUCACCUACAAGAAGGCAUACCUCCUCAUUGUUCAAUAAUCUAUUCUCUUGGACAUCUAGCGGCCAACCAUCCACAGAAAUUCAUUGGAUUUGUCGAAUCAUUUUUGUCGUCCGUCUGCUCCAUUUUGGUACUAAUCAAAUCGGACGCUCAUCGGAAAAUAUACGCAACGGCUAUUGGACAAGUGUGUGCUUCCAUAAUCGAGUGCGAGUCUACAGAUUUUGACCAGACCAAGUUGAAAUAUUCUGCCAAAGUGGAAGAGGUGUUUAAAAUAAUGAAUCACUCUUGGUUGAUAUCGAAAGACGUCAAGGUUUACGAAUGCGUUCUCGAAGCGUUCAGCACGAUCAUAAUGUUGUUGAGCAAAGAAACCAUCAACAAAAGCGUCAUAUCUGUGCUGACCAAUAUUAUGAAUUUAUACAAGAGGUGUGCGUCCGUCGGCUUGUCUCGAUACUGGAUCACACAGUACUUGGCUAGUUUUCUAUCUGUAGCAUCAGAGGGUAUGUUGGAUCCAGUCAUCGACAACCUGUUCUUAAUUUUGCACGACAUGGUGGUCGUCAUGCCAGAUUACGAUUAUCCAAUGUCUAUGAAAAAUCACUCGGAAGUCCUUAGGUGCUACACUUAUUUGGGCAAUCACUUUGGCGAUAAAAUUUUCGACCUCAUCAUGCGAGACUUGCAGUCCAACUCUGACCAAGGGAGGAUGGGCGCUUUGCUUAUCGCUUCACACUUGUUGAACGCCUCUAACCAGAGCAUAAAAUCAAAAUCUUCGGAAAUCAUACCAAUUCUGUAUGAUCUGCUCAAGUCCAAUAUCACGUUUCAAAUGAAAAACUUGUUGGUGAAAAUAUUCAUUUGCUUCGCAUACCAAGGACACUUGACCGAAAAAGACGAUUGUUUUAUAGAGUUUCUGAUACGAAACAUCUGCAAUUAUGGCUCGUCAAAUAACAAAUAUUCGUACGAAAACGAAGGUCAGCAAAUCAAACAGACGUGCGAAGACGCCAUUUACAUUUUGUGCACCUCUAUCGAGCCGGUGCAGACGUUGUGCUGGAACAAGCUGUUGAGUUGUCUGCUCAAUCCCGAGUACGAGAGCGCUAUACCUUCGAUUGCCCGAUCGUUGGCGCACAUGGCCACAAAGUCGCACUUGAGGUCCAUUAGGUUUGUGCAGGAGAAAGAUUUGAUCGUAUCGCGGUGUCUGUAUCUGUUGUGUCAACCGUUCAAAGACCACCGGGGCAGUUCAGUGAUCAAUUUCCUGCUCAAUUACGGUUUUCACGAUUUGUCUGACAACGAGAAGGCAUUCUGGAUGAAACACGCUGACAUACUUGUGCACUUUUUGGACGCCGCACCGGAAAACGGACAGAAGCAAUGGGAAGCGGUGCUGUUGAACACGCUGACGAUCGCGCUGGAAGAGGGAAACGUCGACAAGUAUUGGUGUUUUCACUUGACCGAAAAGGUGUUGGACGAGCUGGGGAAAACGUGCGACCACGCCAAGACGCUGACGGCCGACAUGUUCCUCAUCAUCAAAGUGGUGGCCAAGGUGGCCGUGUAUUUCGACAACAGGGAAUUGUCGCUGACCAAAAAGCUGAUGCACCUCAUAUUCCAGUCGCUGGCCAGGAUGGCGUUCGACAACAGCGUUGAACUGUCCAGCGCCAUCGGUGUGCUGAGCCGUGCGCACACAGGUUUCGUGGUCAAGCAACUGCUGGAGUUUGUCGGCAGUGAGCUGAAUAAGCAGCCCAACAAGUUUCUGGUGCUCAUCCGGGACAAGGGCAACGAGCUGAACCGCGACAAGAUUCGCUCGUCCAUCGCUAUCAUCGUGUCAGACAUUGUGAAAAACGGGCAACUCCAAUCCGUCAUCAGCACCGUGUACGACAUCGUCAUACUCAUCACCCAGCAAAUAGGCCUGACCAAGAAUCUGGACACUAAGAAACUGUUGAUCAAGUGUCUGGGCAAUGUGGCCGAACUCACGGGAAAGGUGGACAACAGCGACACCGUACCCAAUCUGACCAUCAUCCGGGACACUGUCAUUAAAAUGUUGGUCGAGCAAAUCACCAAUUACAGUUCGCUGACCGAUACGUUGUACUACCAAGUGUUGGGAUCUUAUAUCAAACCCGUACCCGACAUAGAACCCGUAGACAUGGGCACGAGGUCGUUGAUCAUAACCAAAUGCAUCGCCAAGACAUUCCAACUGUCUUCAUCCGAUAUAGCGAUGUCCGACGAAAAGCAAGUUCUGUCCACACUUGACCAUUUGUGCGAUGUCAUCGACAAGUUGAUUAUUAUCCGAAGCGGAUCGUUCGAAGUCAUUGACGAGAUCAAUCAGAUACUGGAACCGUACAUGGUGUCCAGGAGGAGUUACCAGCGGUUCAUUGCCAGUCAGAUACUGCAGAAUAUCCUCAACUGUUACUACAAACACAGUAACUUUCAGAUGACAAAGUUGCCGCAGUGUUUGAAUUCAUCGGCCGCCCUGUUCGCUCAGAUGUGCAUACGCAUGGGCGAUCCCGACGAGAAGACCCGCUUAAAUGUUUACAAGACUUUGGACAUCCUGCUAAGGAUCACGGCCAUCUACAAGGGCACGUUCACAGAGAGUUUCAUCAAGGAAUCCGAAUUUAUCGACAAAAUCAUGAGCGACCACAGCACUGAGUCGUACAAAUUGCUCCUGGAGGCCAUGCAGAAAAUAUUGGAGCCGUCCGACCUGCCAAAUUUCUGUAUAUACUUCAUCGACGGUUUAGCCGACAACGAAGAGGAAUGUCAGCUGAAAACUAGCGAGAUGCUGAUCAUACUAUUUCCGAUAGUGGCUCAACAGUUUUCACAAAAAGCUUUCAACGAAAUCAUGGGUCAAUUGUUCCAAAGGAUCGAGAGUCCCAACGAAGAAAUCAAAGCAAACAAUAUUAAAUCGUUGAUCACCCUAGGAAAGUACAACGUACCUGAUUUUCUGGAACUGCUCAUCAAUCAGAAUUUACCGUUUAACAUGACCGUGUGCACCAUUUGGCAGAGUCUGGGCAGCGAAGGGCAGAUAAGUCCAAAGAUAGUUAACGCCCUAUUGGAGUUCAUAACGUUAACGCCGUUGUACGACAACAGCGCCAAACAGUUCCUGAACAAGCCGGUCGCCUCGCUUAUCCCUAUAGCCGCCCUAAGCGGUUUGAACGAAGUCCUGAAACAAUAUGACCGACAGCCCGCCAUGGACUCGUUCCCGGAUCUGUUCAACAUUAUAUUCCUCACGUUGGCCGCGCUCAUCGACGUCGGUUCGCCCAUCCGGGGAGCCAACAAGAACGUGUUUGUGUCGUACAAAGAGGUGUACGACAUAAACCCGGCAAAGAUCGCCCACGAAACUCUGUACAACUUUUUGAGAGCAGUCCAACUCAUAGAGUGCUCGGACAACGUGAUGGAAGCCGUCACGUGCUUGGACUCGACCGUCGACAUUGUAAUGCACAAAUUGGCGCCGUGCAUAAUCAAAGGACUUGUCGAAAGCCAUCCUGAACUGAUCUCCAAAAUAAUCAACCGGUUUGACAAGAACUUGAGCAGCACAAUGGAAUGUCAACGGAUCGGCAUAGUCGUGCUGUGCUUGUGUUGUGCCGAAGCAACUACCAACGACGUCAUGUAUGCCAAUAGUCUAAUCAACGUGUUCCUUAAGUGCUUGAGCGACAAUUCGUUCGCCGUGAGAAGAUACUGUUUGAAAGGUCUGACGGUGAUUUGCCAAAACCAACAACUUGAGUCGGACAAUCAGUGUCAAUUCAUUUUGGACGCCCUGAUGCAAGGCCUCGACGAAUACCAAACGCAACAGACAGACAUAACGUUGGAAGCUCUGCGAGGUCUCAUCUCGUUGAUUCCCCAUCUGUCGGCUGAGCAAUUCGAAAAACACUACGCCACGCUCACGUUCAGGAUCAAGCAGUUUUUCGAGAACGAAAACAGUGAAAUGCGGUUCACUUCGAUACGGCUUUACGGCGAACUGUGUGCGAAAACCAAAGACUUCGACAUCAACGUCGACAUGUCUCUACAUCACAACAGCAUAGUGACGCUUCUCAUGCACUUGUGCGAAAACAAUAAACAUAUCGCCGAGGCUUGUAAGUACGCUUUGAAACAGGUCAGCGCCGUGUUGCAGUCAGAAAAAAUCGUGUCCUUAACCGAAAAGCAUUUGGUCGAAGACAAAAAAGUCAAAUAUUUGGAAUUCGUCACGCUCAUUUGUAAUAUUAUGAUAGAAGAUUUUUUACUUCACACCACUACGUACACCAUGAUCGGAUUGUCGUACACUAAGAGCGUGUUUCCCGAUAUUAGAGCCAGUGCCGCACUAUUUGUCGGCAUACUUUACAAAGUCAAUCCGGAUAAGUCGUUGUUCAGCAUGAUAUCGAGCAAAAUGUUGGUGUUGACCAACGAUCCGAAUCCGAACGUCCGAGCCAGCGCUGUCACUUGUCUGGGAAAACUCUAUUCUUGAGACUAGUAAAAGUACUUAAGUCAAAAAAUCUCUAUGUUACUUUUUAACUAAUUUUUUUAAAGUUAAUUUAUUAUUAUUUUUUUUUUUUUGGGAAAUAACAAACUAUUGUUUUUGUGUUUUUAUGUAGUGAUAUUUUUUUUUGUUAUAAAAUUUGUUGUUAAAAAAAAAAAAAAAAUUGGAAAUUUUAAUCCAUUUUUCCUUUGGUGAUUAAAACGAAUUUGUUGUAUUUCAUUCGUUCUCCACAAAAUGGACAUCAGUCAAAUAAACAAUUUUGCGAAAACAUUCUUUUUUACGUCUGUCCUCUCGUUGUUGUGAUCCGUUAACUUAUACAUGAUAUAUACAAUUAUUGUUUUGUCUUGCAUAUUUUUAUCGUUGUCGACGCUUUGCGUUUUUUUUUUAAACUCUAGUUCAUUUGUUUUUGUUCAAAACUUGUUUUUCGUUAACGUCGCAAUAUUCGAACUGACUACGGUAACUAUUAAAUAAAAUAACGUUAAAUUUUCCGUAUUGUUUUUUUUUUCUAUUAUGAUUAAUGAUAUCCAUGAAUGUUGUGAAACACAAUUUUAUCGUAACUCUACUAUUACUAAUAAUAAAAAAAAAUAUAUAUAUAUUGUAUACGUCGUUUUUGCAAUCACAUUUUACG
Messenger RNA from Adelges cooleyi (spruce gall adelgid), 5903 nucleotides. It is a transcript of the gene c11.1, whose product is annotated as maestro heat-like repeat-containing protein family member 1. Gene Ontology annotation, cellular component: cytoplasm. The coding region runs from base 431 to 5263 and encodes 1610 amino acids. The transcript has 29 exons. Gene Ontology annotation, molecular function: protein binding. The record is from RefSeq and is a predicted model, not a curated record. Lineage: Eukaryota; Metazoa; Arthropoda; Insecta; Hemiptera; Adelgidae.